UAUAGAUAAUUUCAUUAUAAAAGAUAGCCACUAAAGUGAUAUGUUCACACUGUUAUAUAUGUCGAGUGUUUGUAUUUGAUGUACAGAAGUGAAGAAUUGUUCAAAAUCAAAAUGCGUUUCAUACUUGUUUGCGUGACAGUUAUCGCUGCCGUUACAGCUGAACCAAGAAACCCACAGCGUAUUGUAGGUGGGUCCGUAACAAAUAUUAAUAGUUACCCUGAUAUCGCGUCUCUGUUGUAUUCAUGGAAUGGUGUCACAUUCAGUCAAUCCUGUGGAGGGUCCAUCCUAAACCACAGAUCCGUCCUAUCUGCCGCUCACUGCUUCUACGGUGAUCCGGCUAAUAGAUGGCGCAUUCGUGUUGGUUCCACCUACGCCAACAGCGGUGGCGUUGUUUAUAAUAUAGCUUCCAUCAUAAACCACCCCCUAUACAACGUUGUGACCUCAGAUAAUGAUGUUUCCAUCUUGCGUACUGCUACAAACAUUGUCUUCAGCAACGUAGUUCAAGCUGCCAGUAUAGCCAGUGCCAAUUAUAAUCUUGCUGAUAAUCAAAUCGUUUAUGCUGCUGGAUGGGGUACCACAUCUUACGGCGGGCCAAGUUCGGAACAGCUGCGUCACGUGCAAAUCUGGACUAUCAAUCAAGCAACGUGCAGAAACCGUUACGCUGAGCUCGGACUUACUGUGACCGACAACAUGUUGUGCUCCGGUUGGUUGGACGUCGGCGGUCGCGACCAGUGCCAGGGCGACUCUGGCGGUCCCCUCUACCACAACAGAGUCGUCGUCGGCGUGUGCUCCUGGGGUGCGCAAUGCGCUCUCGCCCGCUACCCUGGUGUCAACGCUCGUGUGUCCCGGUUUACUGCAUGGAUCCAAGGAAAUGCAUAAAUGUAUUCAAAAAUCUGCCUAGUCAAUCGUUUUAUUUUAAAAUUAUUCUCUGUAAGAAUUGUUCAAUAUACAAUUUUAUUUAUUUAUUUUCAUAUUUGUUUCAUUAAAGUAUUAAACGAUUCAAUUAUUAAAUAUGA
This is a messenger RNA of Galleria mellonella (greater wax moth), 1016 nucleotides long. RefSeq names its product trypsin CFT-1-like. Gene Ontology annotation, molecular function: serine-type endopeptidase activity. NCBI's taxonomy places the organism in Eukaryota, Metazoa, Arthropoda, Insecta, Lepidoptera, Pyralidae. The record is from RefSeq and is a predicted model, not a curated record. Gene Ontology annotation, biological process: proteolysis. The transcript has 4 exons. Bases 79 to 879 code for a protein of 266 amino acids.